AUGGGGCAGACAAUGAACAUGGGAUUUCCAAAUGCUGGAGGCAGGAAGGAGCAGCAAGAAGGAAAUCAAAAACAUGCAAAGGAUUCAGAACAUCAUGGAAAGGAAGAGAGUGCAGCAGAUAUAUCUGCAUUUGUGGAAGUUUGGUCAUCUAACAGAACAGAAAAUUACUCGAAAACCUUUGAACAGCAACUUCUUGAUAUGGGAGCAAAAGUUUCAAAAACUUUGAACAAGCAUGUGACCCAUGUAGUCUUCAAAGAUGGACGUUUGGCUACAUGGAGAAAAGCACAGAAGAUGGGUGUAAAAAUAGUUUCUGUACUCUGGGUGGAGAAGUGUCGAGAAACUGGAGUACAUGUUGAUGAAACCUUAUUUCCUGCAGUAGACACUAAUGAAGGAUUACCACUACUGAUCAAAAAACACAAAUGUAUGCAGCCAAAAGACUUUGUUGAAAAAACUCCAGAAAAUGAUAGAAAGCUGCAGAGAAGACUGGACCAGAUGACUAAAGAAUUAGCUGUACAAAAGAUAGCAAUUAAUGCUGAAACUGAUGUACCAGUUUUACUAUUUGAAGACAAUGGUUCGCUUGUAUACAGCCCAGUUAAUAAGAUAAAAGAUCAAUGCACUGCAAUGGAAAGAAGAAUAAAGGAGAUGAAGGAAAAAAGAGAAAAUAUUUCUCCUACUGCUUCGCAAAUGUCUCAAGUACCUCCAAGUAGUUCACCAGGAGACUGCCCACUGUCUACUUGUGUCUUAACUAAUUCAGAAGAUGCAUUGUUACCAGGAGAACAAAUGGAAGAGUGCUUGAACUCAAGUUAUGAUUAUCUUUGGGGAACUGGUAUAUUAAAGAGAGAGAAAACAGAGGGAGUAAAACACACCUGCGAUACUUGGACUGAUAUUAAUGUAUCCAUGAAUGCAUCAGUGAAUUCUCCCUCACAUAGCUAUGAGCAGGAGAGCUUAACACCAAAACAACAUAGCAGAAGAAGUCUAGGUGAUGAAAAUGAAGUUUCAGAGUGUCAUGUUACUGAUGGCUCUCGCAAAGUUUUUAAUGAACAAAAGAAUAAUCACAAUGGGGGGUUAAGAAAAGCUAGAAGACUCCAAAAGCCAACAAGGACACUAGUUAUGACGAGUAUGUCUUCUGAGAAACAAAAUAUAGUAAUUCAGGUGGUGAAUAAACUUGGAGACUUUUUGUUCUCAGAUGAUGUAUGUGAAACAACAAGUCACGUAGUUACAGGGAGUCCUCGUCGUACCUUGAAUGUUAUGCUGGGAAUUGCUCGUGGGUGUUGGAUUGUUUCUUAUGAAUGGGUUCUGUGGUCUUUGGAAUUGGGCCAUUGGAUCUCAGAGGAACCAUAUGAGCUUUCAUCCAACUUCCCUGCAGCUCCUAUCUGCAGACUUCAGCGUCACCUAUCAACAGGAAAAUACCAGCAGAAUCUCUUUUCAAACCAGCCUGUCAUGUUUGUAUCUCCUACCAGUCAGCCACCGUGCAAAAAACUAAUUGAACUUAUACAGCUGUCAGGAGGGAAAAUAUGUAAAGUCUUACGUCAGGCAAAAAUCUGUAUAGGAAAAAACCCAGGAAAGAAGUACCGGGAAAUAAAAAGUUUAUCAGAAAAAUGGGUAUUAGAUUCAAUCACUCAGCAUACAGUAUGUCCCAUGGAAAACUACAUUUUUCAGCUGUGA
Messenger RNA from Pygoscelis adeliae (Adelie penguin), 1665 nucleotides. RefSeq names its product microcephalin 1 (gene MCPH1). Gene Ontology annotation, biological process: mitotic cell cycle. The transcript is spliced from 14 exons. The record is from RefSeq and is a predicted model, not a curated record. The coding region runs from base 1 to 1665 and encodes 554 amino acids. NCBI's taxonomy places the organism in Eukaryota, Metazoa, Chordata, Aves, Sphenisciformes, Spheniscidae.